GUGGAAUACUCUGGACGUUUAGAAAAAGUGUCGAGUACGUCGUUGACUUGGGAACAUUGUUCAGCCCAAUCAGCGGCAAAGUGGACCACACUGAGGGCUGAGGAACUAAAUUUGGAUGAAUGAGGGUAAAAAGUCGGAUUGUGGACAAACUUACCUAGUGGUGGCAGCAAAAGCGGCAGCAUCUGAUAAUAAAUCAGGCAUUUUUUAAAUUUUAAUACUAAAACGUGGGUUAUUUGUUCAAUUAAAAGGUUUUUCCGGUAUUUGGAUAAAAUCCUAGGUUAGAAAUUAAUGACCUUGAUAGACAGCUUAGCCAACCGAAGUAGUACCAACGUAACGGAAUUGCAAUGAACGGUUCAGGGAUUGUUCAAUAUGUUGUCGUGAGGGGAGAUCUCUUAAAAGAAUUGGGGUGGCCUGUUGGUGCUAUCAUAGCACAGGCUUGUCAUGCAGUAACAGCAGUCACUCACUUGUUCCACGAUGAUGAACAUGUCCAAACGUAUCUAAAAGAUUUGGAUAAUAUGCACAAGGUCGUACUUGAAGCCCCUGAUGAGAGUAGUUUAAAUAAAUUGAAAGAUACUUUGAAUGAAAAUAAUAUCAAACAUAAACUGUGGAUCGAACAACCGGAAAACAUACCCACGUGUCUUGUGGCUAAACCAUAUCCAAAAGACGACGUUCAGAAGUAUUUCAAAAAAUUCAAAUUAUUUAAAACGUAAUCUUUUUGUUGGUUUUAUUUAUAUAAAAGUCAUAAAUUAAGUCUUUUAUGUACAGAAGUUAAAUAAAGCUGGUUCUGUUUGUA
Messenger RNA from Tribolium madens (black flour beetle), 793 nucleotides. RefSeq names its product putative peptidyl-tRNA hydrolase PTRHD1. Lineage: Eukaryota; Metazoa; Arthropoda; Insecta; Coleoptera; Tenebrionidae. The record is from RefSeq and is a predicted model, not a curated record. The transcript is spliced from 2 exons. The coding region runs from base 345 to 710 and encodes 121 amino acids. Gene Ontology annotation, molecular function: peptidyl-tRNA hydrolase activity.